CCCUGGAGCCCGGGGAAGGCAUGUCCCCGGGCAGCGUCGCAGAGGCGUCAGGGCCCGGCGGCUGCAGGCAGACACGCGGACCUGUGCUGUGCCUGCUCUUCGGCAGGACCCUAACAGUCAUAAUGGAAUUCAUGUCACACGUGAGGGAUGUCGCCGGAGUUUGAAUUAAUAUUCGCUCCCAAGGGACCGCGGCAGUUUCCAGCAGGCUGAGAAGAGCCACGGGGGACGUGGAAUGUCGGAGGAGCAGCGGUUGGAAGCCUGGGUGCCUGCGGCCGUCUGCCAUGCUCUCCAGGUAGGACAUGCCCGUCCGCGCGGCAGGCGCGCCCGUGCAGCCGGGCAGCGGGAGGCUCAGCUGAACAUGGAGCCAUAAGACGGCGUCCUGCAGGCUCGCGUGACCGAGAGCCGAGCCGCCGCGGCCGGGCGAGCGCUCGUCGUGGAGAUGGACCGCCCCCGGGAGGCCCAGACGGAGCCGAGGAGGGGCCCCAGCCCCCCCGGGGCCAGCCGGAGCCCCGAGGCGGACGGGGAGAGGGCGCUGAGCCACAGCUGCUGCAUCUGCGGCAAGAGCUUCCCCUUCCAGAGCUCCCUGUCGCAGCACAUGCGCAAGCACACGGGCGAGAAGCCUUACAAGUGUCCCUACUGCGACCACCGGGCCUCCCAGAAGGGCAACCUGAAGAUCCACAUCCGCGGCCACCGCACGGGGACGCUGAUCCAGGGCCACGAGCCCGAGGCGGGCGAGGCGCGCGUGUCCGAGGGCCUGGACGGCUGCGCCAGCCCCACGAAGAGCACCUCGGCCUGCAACCAGAUCCUGAACGGCGCCGCGCAGGCGGGCGACGGCAAGAUCCUGCUGCGGAGCAGCCGGAAGGAGGCGGCGGGGCCGGCGUGCGCGGCCCCGGCGGCCCCGGGCGCCCCGGCGGGGCAGUGCGCCUUCUGCAGGAGCAGCUUCGAGCGCAAGAAGGACCUGGAGCGGCACGUGCACCAGGCGCACAAGCCCUUCAAGUGCCGGCUGUGCGGCUACGCGACCCUGCGCGAGGAGUCCCUGCUCAGCCACAUCGAGAAGGACCACAUCACGGCGCAGGGGCCCCGCGGCCACGCCUUCGCGGAGAACGGCAAGCCCGAGCUGCCCCCCGGCGAGUUCCCCUGCGAGGUGUGCGGCCAGGCCUUCAGCCAGACCUGGUUCCUCAAGGCGCACAUGAAGAAGCACAGGGGCUCCUUCGACCACGGCUGCCACAUCUGCGGCCGGAGGUUCAAGGAGCCGUGGUUCCUGAAGAACCACAUGAAGGCGCACGGCCCGAAGGGGGGGAGCAAGAACAAGCCCCGCAGCGAGCUGGACCCCAUCGCCACCAUCAACAACGUGGUGCAGGAGGAGGUGAUGGUGGCUGGCCUGAGCCUCUACGAAGUCUGCACCAAGUGCGGGAACCUGUUUACGAACCUGGACAGCUUGAACGCGCACAACGCCAUCCACCGCCGGGUGGAGGCCGGCCGGCUGCGGGCCCCGGUCGGGGAGGGCGCGGCGCCCGGCCCCGCCGACCCCCAGCAGCUCUUCCUUCAGUGCCUGAACCUGCGCCCGGCGGCCGGCGCGCCCUCCCGCGGGCAGGCCGGCCGGCGCGUGGCCGAGCUGGACCCGGUCAACAGCUACCAGGCCUGGCAGCUGGCCACGCGCGGCAAGGUGGCCGAGCCGGCCGAGUACCUCAAGUACGCGGCGUGGGACGAGGCGCUGGCCGGGGACGUGGCCUUCGACAAGGAGCGGCGCGAGUUCAUCCUGGUGAGCCAGGAGAAGCGCAAGCGCGAGCCCGAGCCCGGCGCGCAGGGGCCCCCGCGCAAGCGGGCGGGUGCGCCCGGCGACCCCGCGCCCGGGCCCCCGGAUCCCCGGCCGGCCGCGCGCCCCAGCCGCCGAGCCGCCGCCCCCGCCGGCCACGGCAAGUCGUCCGAGUGCUUCGAGUGCGGCAAGAUCUUCCGCACCUACCACCAAAUGGUGCUGCACUCGCGGGUGCACCGCCGCGCGCGCCGCGACCGCGACGGCCCCGGGGACCGCGCGCCCCGCGCCCGCUGCGGCUCGCUCAGCGAGGGCGACUCGGCCUCACAGCCCAGCAGCCCUGGCUCGGCCUGCGCCGCCGCCGACUCCCCGGGCUCCGGCCUGGCCGACGAGGCCGCCGACGAGAGCGGAGAGGAGGGCGCGGCCCACCCGGCAGCAGGGACAAAGCCACACCGCUGCUGCUUUCCUGAGGGCGCAGCCUCAACUGUGCUCUCCAAUGGAGACCAAAAUCACACCCUUGGAAAUAACGCACCAGGAAGAGGCGCCGGGGAGCCCAGCAUGGGGAUUGCAGCUUCUGUGUCCGUACUUGAAAGCAGUAGCAGAGACACUUCCAAGAGAGCAGAGCAGCCUAGGUUUUCCGUGGACUUAAAGAUGCCAGCAUUUCAUCCCAAGCAAGAGGGCCCCGGCUCCAGGGACGCUGCAGACUACCCUCCCAGCCCUUCUCCGACUGCAGAUGUGCAGCUCUCCUCCGAGAGCCAGGCCACCCGCCUGAGAGAGAAGCUGUCCGACGUGCACGAUAAGGAGCAUCCCGGGGGCGGGAGGAGGGCGCCGGCCCCAGACCCGAGCCCGCUGGACCUGAGCGCGAGGUCGACGCGGGACCAGCCCGGCCGCAGGGAGCUGGCCUCCGCCCUGCAGGCUGCCCUGGCUGUUCACCCGUGUCCUUACUGCAGCCACAAGACCUACUACCCCGAGGUACUGUGGAUGCACAAGCGCAUCUGGCACAGGGUCAGCUGCCACGCUGUGGCCCCCCCGUGGGUGCAGCCCAACGGCUACAGGAGCAUCAGGAACAACCUGGUGUUCCUCGCCCGCAGCGGACGCACGGGCCCCCCGCCUGCCCUCGGGGGCAAAGAGUGCCAGCCUCUGCCCAUCUCCCGGUUCACCCGCACUCAGGUGCCGGGCGGGGCGCCGGGCCCCAGAGGCAGCCCCUCGCCCGUGGGGGUGCCCACGAGAGCCGCCAGCCUGCCCAGGAGCAAGGAGAGCCACGCCGGGGGGCCCUGCGCACUCUGGGCCGCCAGCCCCGACGGGCACCGGCAGACCAAGGCCGGCCCCGGCCCCGAGCAGCCCGGGGCUCCGGCUCCGCCGCCCCCGCCCAAGCCCAAGCCGGAGGCCGGCCCCAGACCCGCGCCCGCGGCGGGCGGCGGGGGUCUCAGCAGAAGUGCCACCCCCACGCCCACCGUCAUCGCCCGGGCGGGCCCCCAGCCCCCGGCCAACAGCAGGCAGGGGGACAAGCACGGCCUCCCCUCGGCCGGGGCCGGCCUCGGGCCCCCGAAUAAGCACAGCGCCCCGGACCCCCCCAGAGCCAAAUUCAGCCCUCAGCCUCAGGGUCAGCCGCACGGGAAAGGCGACGGGGGCCCCCCUCUACCUCCCCGGGAGCCCCCCUCCAAGGCCGGCGCCAGAGGGACCGCGGCCUCGCAGGCCCAGCCCGUCCUGCACGCCAUCAAGCAGGAGCCCGCGUCCGAGGGCCCCGAGAAACGCCUGGACAUCCUCAAUAUCUUUAAGACGUACAUUCCAAAGGACUUUGCUUCCCUCUACCACAGCUGGGGCUCCAGCGGCCCUGCACUCGAGCACAGAGGGACGCUCCGGACGCAGGCCCACCAGGGAGACUCCGUCUGCGUGGAGUGUGGGACGUGCUUCCACCAGCCCAGCCACCUCCGGGCCCACAUGCGGGCGCACACAGUGCUGUUUGAGUCUAACGGUCUCCGAGGUGCCGAAGCCCACGCCACGUCCACAGAUGCCCCCAAACAAGCGAGAGACCAUUCUAACGCAGAUACUGCCCAAACCGUGCCUCUCAGAAAGGGGACCUAGAGACACGCUUCCGCUGCACCUGGUGCCCCGGGACAGUGUCAGCAGUCCCCUCGUGGAUGUCCCGACAGUGACCCCGACCGCCCCGCGGAAGAACUCCUGACCGGACACCUCAGAUCCUGGCGCCGUUGGGCCGGAGCAGAAGCGGAAGGGGGGCUUCUCCUUGUCACGCGUUUUAAAACAUCAGUGAAGAGGCUUGACUUAGAAUUACAUGUAGAUAUUCUCUAUGCGUGUAUGUGCUCACCGACCAUAGUCCGUUUUCGUACAGUACACAGUGGUGUUGGCAGGCGCGGUGGGAGCACGGAGCAUCUGUAUCGUUCAGGACAGGUUUGAGACACUGGAAAAAAGAUGCUCGCGUGUGUUGGACAGAGUGAAGCAGCCAAGCACUGUAACAGAAGCUGCGGAUGCUCGGAGGACCGUGGGGGCGACGUCAGGGCGGACCGCGGAGGGUCCAGGUUGACGGAGUAUUGGCGCCCUGGCCUCUCCUUGUCUUAGUGGGUAUUUAAAAUAGUAAAUAAAAGAGGAAGGAUGGGCGUCCAGAUGCUGUGGGGGAGGGCGGGUGGCGACGUCCUCCUUCUCAUCCCCUCGGGUCCCAUCGCAUCCCCUCGGGGGCCCUGUGCGUUUCCCAGGUGUGUCCCUCCCUCCAUCUGCGCUCAGUGAAUCCGGCAGAGGAAACACAUCCACGGGAAGGCUUUUAUUGUGCUUCGGAAAAGAGAGCUAGUUGAACACUAAGAAAAGCAGGCUUCUUUGUUUAUUCUCAGGACCUUUUGGUAACAGGGCUACAUUCUGCAAACUGCUUACAACGGAAGACUGCCCGUCUUAACACAUUCUCUAGCCACUGAACCCCCCCCCCCCACCCCGGACCCUUUGAGUCACGGCAGGAGAGUCCCUGAGCAGACGGGGGACCCAGGUCACAGGGGUCCUGUGCUCUGGGACCUCCUGCUCUCCCGCCUCCCACCCUGCCGCCCGUCCACCUGUCCCAGCAAGUAGGCGUCUUUUCUUCUUGGGCCUGGGAGCCUCCAGCAGACGAGUCCCUUCGUUCCCAGAGCGGGGAGGCCCGCAGGCCCGUGGGUGGGGGCGGCUUUAUAUACCUCUUCCUCAGUCACGCAGAUGCAGGUUUUCGUGGUGGGGUUAAGGCCCGUGACACAGGACCUUCAGCCUUGCAGUGCACGCAGUGAACGUUGUGUCCCACAGGUAGAGAUGGUUCCUCUUCCUGUCGCCGCGGCACUGUGUGUGGCGGCGAUAUUUCUGAGAGUUUCAGAGUUUUGCACAUGAUGGUUUUUACGCAUCAUCAGACGUUACUGCUGCCUUGAAUGAAAAUGUCCUGUGAAAUUUUUUGCAAAAGCUUUACUAGGUGUUUUUUAAUUGUGAAAUUUUGUAAAGGCAGGAAAUGGAUUAAAAUGAGCAUGCUAAAUAUAUUUUUCAAAAAGCAAUAAUUUUACAUGUACAGAAAUUAUCCUAACCUUUAAUACUGGUGAGAGCGACAGUUUACUUAGUACAGUAAUGGAUUAGUGUGGUUUUUGUAGAAAAUGGGCUUCUGAUACAAAGACUUGUUUAAACACACACACACAUACACCCACCCACCCACCCCCUAAAGUGUGGUUUUCCUGUUCUAAUGAUUUGUUGAAUUAUAUUAUUAUUAUUAUUAUUAUUGUUAUUGUUGUUGUUCUUAGUUAAUGUUGGGUUCUGGAUUCUACUUGUUACUGAAUUUAAAUUACUUGACAGUUCGGGUUACUUUGCAACAAUUGCAAACAAUGCAUCGUAACUGACUAGCUUAUAUCUAUAAAUAUGUAUACGUGUAUAUACACAACACGUACAUGCAUAUAUGUGUGUGUGUAUAUAUAUAACUUUUUUACUUGUUUUUUCCUGAUAUUCUUACACCACAUAUGUACCGGAAUGAUCUGUCGUGUUGGUGUCCUUCGGAAUGUCCGUGCAGAUGUGAUUCAGCGACUGUAACUGACUGUCCUGUGAAGUCACGCGGAGCAAAGUUGCAGAGAUACAUUCCUCUGUUCACGCUGGAAAUCAGAACGCCUUUCUGUUGGCUUGUGUUUGAUCAUUUCCAUAGUCUCCCCACAGUGAUCGCUUCAGCAUCUUCUGGCUUUGAUUACCUUGGCUGACAGUGAAGGGUGACAGUUCAGGAACACACAGGGGCUAGUGAUUCAGUCUGUCUGUCUCUCUGUGUUUUAGUUAUUAAAAGGAAUUCUGUACCCAGAGUGACACGGAGGAAUCGUGUACAUUCUUACCGCUUCAGAGGCGCCUUCCGUGCCGCAGGUGUCAUCUCGGGAGACCCCUUCGCGGGGAGCCUGGUGCACAGCGGCGCAUCCCAGGGUCCCGUUGGCCAGACAUGCGGCCCGAGCCAGUUGGAAUAGUUGUUUCUUCCUGGAGCACAGAAAUCAGGGUUUCCCUUAAUUCAGCCCAUGGGGGUGGGGGCCCUCCAAGAACGCCACCCACCAAGACAAGCCUUUUGGGGGCCUGACUGUGGUUCCUUUCUUCCACUGAUCAUCAGUAUUGUACUGGUUUGUUCACGCGUUUAUGUCAGUUCGACCAUAGUAUUUAAUAUGAUUUGUGUUUUUCUUAUUUAUUUAGCCAAUGUGUUUUGAUUCGCUUUUUUUCGAUUGAUAAUUUCCGCAUGGUCUCUCCUGUAAGUCACCUUCUGACUGUUACAGCCUUUCUACUACCUCUACCAAUCUGCUGUUUCCUUGUUUCUUAACAGGAUUUUACAGUGUUGGCGUCAAUGUAACUUAGACAAUAAAGGGUUUGGUUGUCUACACCGCAGCUUCUCCGUGUGUCUCCCCGCCCCGCCCCCGCCUGCACUCUCCUGCUGUUGGUCUCACUCCCGCUCCUACCCCGCUCACGCCUCUUCCUCAUUGUCCAACUCGAAUAACACAAAUAAUGAGCUUAUAGAAAUCUUUCAGGUUAUUCACUCAUAUUCCUUAAUUUGAAGAAUGAACAUUGAAAUUCUCUGCAAAAUCAGCUGCGCAGCAUCUUCUUGGGGCAAUUGUCAGCGGUCCUGUCACUUUUCUUGCCUGGUUCCUGGAAGGCCUUGGGGCCAUCUCUGAUGGAUACAUUUCACUUUGGUUAUGACACAAUACAGAUUUUCGAGCCAAGUGGAUGUCGCCUUUUUUGGUUUUGGAAAGUAUUCCACGCUUUAAGAAAUGCCUCCCAAUAUGUACGUAUUUAUUUUUUAAACCAAGAAAGGCACUAGUUUCUUGAAGGUGCUCCAGGAGAUGGCCCUGGGAAUGACACAUGCCACUUGGGUGCGAUUAGGAGGCAUAGUUUUGCCCAGCAUGUCCAGAGCCAUGUUUAGAUGCGGCCACUCUGCCGCAGGGGGUACUGUGUUAUGCACACAGUACACGGAGGCGUGCGCCACACACGGUCAUCAUUCAGCACGCCUCUGGGGUGUAGCCUCCCGCCACGCCUCUCUGCUCUCCCAGGCCCCUGGCUCAGGUCGCUGCACCUUCUCUCCACCAGGAGUUACGAGUGUCAUGUGGCCCACAGGGUCAUAGAAAGGGACUGCAGUUCUCAGUCUGUGGCUGAAACACAGUGCACCUCCUGGGUUUUCAAGGCCAGGUGCUCUUUACCAACAUUGCGCCUUGAAAACAGGCAGAUCAUCCCCUGGGAGGUUUGAACAAUGCACAGAGAAACGACUGUGUGUGUAUAACUUUACUCUUCCACUUUCAGAAUGUCUCCAUGUCUGAAUUAGCGUAUGCCGUUUCACUGCUUUUAACUUAGGUGGCUUCUAAUCGCAGGAUGUUCUGUACACUGAGCAAAAAGAAAGAGAAAAAAAAUCACAGGCCAGGACUUCAAGUGAUGGUUAGGUGCCCCAUAGCGUGUCUGUGUGGCGUGACCGAGGGAAAAUGUUCAUUCUUCAACUUUGCUAAUUAUGCUUUGAGGCAGUAAAAUGCAAAAGACCAUAGAGUUUGUACUUCUUUUUUAAAAUACAAUUUAUAACAUUAUAUUUUGUACUCUUUAUAUUAGAAUUUGUAACUAGAUUGAUGUAUUUAACUCUAUUUCUGAAAAAGAUAAUUCAAUGUUUCAGUUGUGUGAUAAAAAAUAUUUAGAUAAAACAUAUUCAUUCUAUUGGAAAUUGCAAUCAAUAAAAACAUCUUGGAGUUCUUGAGAUUUGUAAGACCUUUUUCCCCUA
This is a messenger RNA of Hippopotamus amphibius kiboko, 7979 nucleotides long. RefSeq names its product zinc finger protein 516 (gene ZNF516). The transcript is spliced from 6 exons. Gene Ontology annotation, biological process: regulation of DNA-templated transcription. Gene Ontology annotation, cellular component: nucleus. Lineage: Eukaryota; Metazoa; Chordata; Mammalia; Artiodactyla; Hippopotamidae. Gene Ontology annotation, molecular function: DNA-binding transcription factor activity, RNA polymerase II-specific; RNA polymerase II cis-regulatory region sequence-specific DNA binding. The coding region runs from base 440 to 3838 and encodes 1132 amino acids. The record is from RefSeq and is a predicted model, not a curated record.